Messenger RNA from Enhydra lutris kenyoni (northern sea otter), 1288 nucleotides. RefSeq names its product cyclin E2. The transcript has 12 exons. Gene Ontology annotation, cellular component: nucleus; cytoplasm; cyclin E1-CDK2 complex. The record is from RefSeq and is a predicted model, not a curated record. Gene Ontology annotation, molecular function: cyclin-dependent protein serine/threonine kinase regulator activity. Gene Ontology annotation, biological process: regulation of cyclin-dependent protein serine/threonine kinase activity; G1/S transition of mitotic cell cycle. Bases 62 to 1276 code for a protein of 404 amino acids. Lineage: Eukaryota; Metazoa; Chordata; Mammalia; Carnivora; Mustelidae.
GAGCGCGGAGCGGUAGCGGGUCCAGCGGUGAGAAGAGAUUUCACACACUUGAAAGAAGAGAAUGUCAAGACGCAGUAGCCGUUUACAAGCUAAGCAACAGCCCCAGCCCAGCCAGACGGACUCCCCCCAGGAAGCCCAGAUAGUCCAGGCCAAGAGGAGAAAAACAGCUCAGGAUGUCAAAAAAAGAAAAGAGGAGGUCACCAAGAAACACCAGUAUGAGAUUAGGAACUGUUGGCCACCUGUAUUAUCUGGGGGGAUCAGUCCUUGUAUUAUCAUUGAAACACCCCACAAAGAAAUAGGAACAAGUGACUUCUCCCGAUUUACAAAUUACAGAUUUAAAAAUCUUUUUAUUAAUCCUUCACCUUUGCCUGAUUUAAGUUGGGGAUGUUCAAAGGAUGUUUGGCUAAACAUGCUAAAAAAGGAGACCAGGUAUGUUCAUGACAAACAUUUUGAAGUUCUGCAUUCUGACUUGGAACCACAGAUGAGGUCAAUACUUCUAGACUGGCUUUUAGAGGUAUGUGAAGUAUACACACUUCAUAGAGAAACAUUUUACCUUGCGCAAGACUUUUUUGAUAGAUUUAUGUUGACACAAAAGGAUAUAAAUAAAAAUAUGCUUCAACUCAUUGGAAUUACCUCAUUAUUCAUUGCUUCCAAACUUGAGGAAAUAUAUGCUCCUAAACUACAAGAGUUUGCUUAUGUUACUGAUGGUGCCUGCAGUGAAGAGGAUAUCUUAAGAAUGGAACUUAUUAUAUUAAAGGCUUUAAAAUGGGAACUCUGUCCUGUAACAGUCAUCUCCUGGCUAAAUCUCUUCCUCCAAGUUGAUGCUCUUAAGGAUGCUCCUAAAGUUCUUCUACCUCAGUAUUCUCAGGAAAAGUUCAUUCAAAUAGCUCAGCUUUUAGAUCUGUGUAUUCUUACCAUCGAUUCAUUAGAGUUCCAGUACAGAAUAUUGGCUGCCGCUGCCUUAUGCCACUUUACCUCUAUUGAAGUGGUGAAGAAAGCCUCAGGUUUGGAAUGGGACAACAUAUCUGAAUGUGUAGACUGGAUGGUGCCUUUUGUCAGUGUAGUAAAAAGUACUAGUCCCGUGAAGCUGAAGAUUUUCAAGAAGAUUUCUAUGGAAGAUAGACACAAUAUCCAGACACAUACAAAUUAUCUGGCUAUGCUGGAUGAAGUAAAUUACGUAAACACCUUCAGAAAGGGUGGACAGUUGUCACCAGUGUGCAGUGGAGGCAUUAUGACACCACCGAAGAGCACUGAAAAACCACCAGGAAAACACUAAAGAAGUGAACUG